AUGAGCGAAAAGGCCCGCCUGAAAUGCACAGUAUAUGUGGGGGGUCUCGACCAGGCCGUUACCGUGCAGACACUGGCCGAGGCCUUCGUCCCGUUCGGCGAAGUCGUUGAUAUCACGCUCCCUAAACCGGAUGUGCCCAAUUCCACUGAUCUCCACCGAGGCUUUGGAUAUGUGGAGUUUGAUCUACCUCAAGACGCUGCAGAAGCGAUCGACAAUAUGGAUGGAAGCGAGCUGUAUGGACGUACAAUAAAGGUUGCGGCGGCGAAGCCACAGAAAGAAAGCAACGAAGGACUGGGAAGCAAGACAGCUAUCUGGGAGCAGGAGGGAUAUCUGGCUAAGUAUGCCGUCAGCGAGGAGGAUAAGAUGGCCACAGAAGAGGCCAGAGCAGCGAGCGAGCGUCCUCAUGAUCCGAUGCAGGGAUUAGAGGAGCUGGAUGUUGCUGGCCCGAAGCCAGAAUGA
Aspergillus clavatus NRRL 1 is the source of this 459-nucleotide messenger RNA. RefSeq names its product RNA-binding protein. Gene Ontology annotation, molecular function: RNA binding. Bases 1 to 459 code for a protein of 152 amino acids. The record is from RefSeq and is a predicted model, not a curated record. The transcript is spliced from 2 exons. Lineage: Eukaryota; Fungi; Ascomycota; Eurotiomycetes; Eurotiales; Aspergillaceae.